Molecule: messenger RNA, 3327 nt
Organism: Trichosurus vulpecula (common brushtail)
Lineage: Eukaryota; Metazoa; Chordata; Mammalia; Diprotodontia; Phalangeridae
Gene: JOSD1
Product: Josephin domain containing 1
Exons: 5
Coding region: 768-1376 (202 amino acids)
Biological process (GO): protein deubiquitination
Molecular function (GO): cysteine-type deubiquitinase activity
Source: RefSeq, a predicted model, not a curated record
GGGGCGGGGUUCGAGGCCGACGAGAGAAGGAAGAGGGCGUUUCCGGAGCACGCGCCCGCCGGGCGAGGGCCGGUGACGUCGAGCACGGGAACGAGCGCGCGCCCCCGGGGCUCGCUCCCGCUCCCGCUCCUCCUCCUUCUCGCCACCCCCCUCCGGUGCCGAGGUCUGGGCCGGGUCCAGCGGCGGAGGGCCCUAGGAGGAGCCCGAGGAGGGCAUCGGCCGCCUCUGCAGCGCUGCCCUCUUCCACCUUGGCAUGUGUCGGGCAGCAUCUUGCAGUUCCCAGAGGGAUGGAGCCCUGCCCCCAAAGGCAGGGGUGUGGUCCCUGAGGCCUCGGGCGGCCACCUGCUAGCCUGACCUUCCUCUGAUUCAUCCUCUUCGUCAGCCUGAGGAGAUGGAAGAAAAAGAGAGAUGCGGCCAGGCCCCCUCAGCACUCUUCAGCUGAAGUUCCCUGGUUCCCUGGUUCCCCGAAGCAAGGAAGACGGGACGAUGGUCCUGGGUUUUGAACAUUUUUUCGGUGUCCAGCACUUUACCAGUAGAGAUAAUGGCAAAAUAAACUGAGGCAUAAAGAGUUGUUUUCUACUGAAAACAGGAUUUUUUGGAGGUUUUUGUUACUGCUGCUGUUUCCAGCCUCCGGUCUGAGAUAGAUCAUGGCCCCUAGAGACUGAGGUGAACCCCACCAACCCCGGAAAGACCCAGGAGGCUGCAUUCCUCCUUGGAGGGGAAGGGUGGGGAGCUUCUGAGGCCGCCUCUCCCCGGAAAAUAAAAACAUGAGUUGCAUGCCAUGGAGAGGUGACAAGACCAAGUCAGAAUCAUUGGACUCGCCCCAGCCAGCGCCCCCCCAGAUCUACCAUGAGAAGCAGCGUCGAGAGCUGUGCGCCCUCCACGCGCUCAACAACGUCUUCCAAGACAGCAGUGCUUUCACCCGGGAAACGCUACAGGAGAUUUUCCAGAGGCUGUCUCCAAAUACCAUGGUGACGCCCCACAAGAAGAGCAUGCUGGGAAAUGGGAACUACGAUGUGAACGUCAUCAUGGCAGCCCUUCAGACCAAAGGCUACGAAGCGGUUUGGUGGGACAAACGAAGGGAUGUCGGUGUCAUUGCCCUCUCUAACGUCAUGGGCUUCAUCAUGAAUCUCCCCUCUAGCCUCUGCUGGGGUCCAUUGAAGCUUCCGCUCAAAAGGCAGCAUUGGAUCUGUGUCCGAGAGGUGGGAGGCACCUACUACAACCUUGACUCCAAGCUCAAGGUGCCUGAGUGGAUUGGAGGCGAGAGUGAGCUCAGGAAAUUUUUGAAACAUCAGCUCCGAGGAAAGAACUGUGAGUUGCUCCUUGUGGUCCCAGAAGAAGUGGAGGCCCACCAGAGUUGGAGAGCAGAUGUCUAAUAGAGCUCGCUUUUCUUUCUCUCUCUUCCUCCCUGCCUCCCCCCUCCCCGAGAGCCUUUGUUGUCUCAUGGCCUCUGUCACCAUAGGUCUCUCUCUCUCUCCUGCCCCCACAUCUUUUUGGGUUUGUCCUUCCCAGACUUGACAAUGCAGUAGGUCAGCUGGGAGGACGGCCGCUCGUUGCUGGAGAAGGAAGUGAGGAUGUGGUCCAAGUUUCUUGGAGCUUGCUCUCAGAGCAGAGGCGGAGAAAGGAAGGUCCUAGCAUUGACUUUCUCUUUCCUUAUAGAGGUCACAUACUGGACUUGACCCAACCCUUGCUGGAGUUAACCACCUGCUGCCCCCGAUUUGGAGAUGCUGCCUCCACUUUCCCUUUCCUGUCACACUAAUGAAGCCCAGAUGACUGGCUUGGAGGGCCAAAAGCAUAGGGGUCUCUCAGGAAAUCAUUUUCAUAACCUUACUUAGCAAUGGUACAGCAUGCUGAAUGACUCCAACCCUCAGCCCCACCUUAACUGAGAAUAUAUCUCUAAAGGAAAGGGGCCGGCCUGUUUUUCAAAAGGAAAAUUUCUUUAAAUUGGGCAUUAGUUGAAUUCUGCCAUGUUUAGGAAGGGCAAGGGUGGGCUAGCUACCGGUACACUAAGUGAGGGCAUGGCCUGGCCUUUCGGGUGGCUUGUCUUAGGAAGUCCCCACCAUUUCACUACAGGGUGUGGAAGCUUCAGGGGAAGGACAUUGUAGUAGGAAGGGAAGUGGAUGUCUUCAACUUCGCCCCCAAGUGUCUGAAUGAGUUGAGAACAUUCUUUUAUAAAGGGAUUCUAGUAGUUGAGGACUGGAACAACAUGGAAGGUGGACUGGGAGCAGAGGCAGCUCCAAGAGCCAGAGCCCUCAAAUUGGGUGGCGUGAGCUUUGUGGAACGUGGCCUUUGACAAGUUAGCUCAGGAAUGACCUUUAUCUGUCAGCUGACAGCCCUUUUCAGGUGGCCACUUUCCUCUCAUAACUCUGGAAUAUGAAAGAGCAGAAGGCAUGGUGACUGAAUGGAAUCUGAGCAGCUGUGGCUCCCUUAGAAAUGAAGGCACCGGGGUGGCUGUUUGGCUGUUGUUGACGACGGUGCUGACGGUUAGGCUACAGGGCCACACUGGGCAGACUUCUCUCUGGCAGCAGAAUCAGGACCGUAGGACGAGCCUGAGCAGGUCUAGCUGGCCUGCCCCCUCAGAAGCUUUCUCCCACCUGUGACUGGAGCGCAUGUUUACACCAGCACUCUUCUGCACUUACCUACAAUCCAACAAGGCCAUUUCUUAAUGCUGAAUGAUGGCGGCCAGAAAGCAGUUCCUGCAUCAUCCCCUCCCAGCACCUGGUCGCAACAUCUCCUGCACUGUUUUCCACACUAGACUUGCUGCUCCCCCUUGGCCCCUUGAGGAGCUCUUUACCCCUGCCAGAUGACAUUCCAUUCACCACCACCAGCCAGAAGAUCCAGCCAACUUUGGUGGGCCUGUAGGAGGGACUGUGUCCAUGACAGCAAGCCAUUUCUUGGGAAGGAAGCUGCUUAGUUCCAUGCAAAUGGCACAAGAGGCCUCAUGCACAUGGAGUCCACAAGCCAAUGGAAUAUGCAAAGACGCUUUACAAACAUUUCAGGGCUGGUUUCUCUGUUCAUAUCCAACUCUGGUGCUCAGGAACAGGGACCCACGCUGAUGCCCGAGGGCAUGGAGACCCCUAUCUCUCCAAGAAAUGGGGUCCCCAGCCCUAUUGCCCAUCAGUGGGCAACCCGAGGCUGUUUAUUUUUCUUGCUUCCCUUCCUCCCUUUUGUUGGCCUUGUGCUGGGUUUGUUUACAGAGGAUGUAUUUUGUUUAACCAAAUAUUAAAAAAAAGGAAAACUCUCCACAUAUAAAUCCCAUUUCUCGUCUGUCUGCCUGAGUUCUGUAAUUAAGUAUGUAAAAGGAAAAAAAAUAAACCCUUUUCUUUA